Molecule: messenger RNA, 213 nt
Organism: Iphiclides podalirius (scarce swallowtail)
Lineage: Eukaryota; Metazoa; Arthropoda; Insecta; Lepidoptera; Papilionidae
Source: the annotation of a GenBank genome assembly
AUGUCGUGUUACUCGGACAGAGUCGGUAGCGGGAGGACGGAGGCUGCGAUCAAUAGGGCUCCCGCCGCCGCGCGCCGACGAAAGCGAACGCUGCGAGACCGACCUCACUGCCCUUCGCCGGUGUCGACGAACCCUGCAUCCCUCCUCCCCCUCUACAAACCCCUCCCUCCCCCGCCUCCGAUUAGCCCUUCAUACUUCCUCCAGUCAAAUUCG